CCAGGACCAGGAUCCCAUACUCCGAUCUAACGCGCUGUCUCCUUCCCUCAUGCGCCCACGAGGCCACGACAGAGCUGACGCAAAAUCGCUGCCCGCCGCGCCGACAAGCAACGUGGGUUCACCAGUAAACAAUUCAAAUUCGACUUCUCAGCUCGUUAAAUAUACGGUCGGCUCCGCUCGCCCCUUCCGCUCGACUCAAAUCGUGAAACUAUUGAGAAAAUUCCAUUCCAACGACAUCGAAGGAGCCUGCGAAGCGAGCGAGAGUCUAUAAUGGCGGACGGAGGCGAGCUGCAGCUGCUGGGCUCAUGGUACAGCCCCUACGUGAUCCGCGCCAAGGUGGCGCUGGGGCUGAAGGGGCUCAGCUACGAGUUCGUCGAGGAGGACCUCUCCCGCAAGAGCGACCUGCUGCUGAAGCUCAACCCGGUGCACAGGAAGGUGCCCGUGCUGGUCCACGGCGGCCGCCCCGUGUGCGAGUCGCUCGUCAUCCUGCAGUACGUCGACGAGACCUGGGCAGGCACCGGGACCCCUCUCCUCCCCGCCGACGCCUACGACCGCGCCAUGGCUCGCUUCUGGGCAGCCUACGUCGACGACAAGUUCUACAAGGAGUGGAACCGGCUGUUCUGGUCGACGACGGCGGAGAAGGCGGCGGAGGCGCUCGGCGUCGUCGUCCCCGUGGUGGAGACGCUGGAGCAGGCGUUCAGGGAGUGCUCCAAAGGGAAACCCUUCUUCGGCGGCGACGCCGUCGGGCUCGUGGACAUCGCGCUCGGGAGCUUCGUGGUGUGGAUCAGGGUGGUGGACGAGGCGGCCGGCGUAAAGCUUCUGGACGAGGCCAAGUUCCCGGCCUUGACGGCGUGGGCGGAGCGCUUCUUGGCGGUGGACGCCGUGAAGGAGGUGAUGCCGGACGCCGGAAGGCUGUUGGAGCACUACAAGGGGUUUCUGGCUAAACGGUCUCCACCUGCUGGUUACUGAACGCUGUAACUGUAAGCCUGUAACAGCAAGCUCAGUGUUCGUGUACUUUUCCGUGCGUUAACGUGUACUAGAGUUCAGGAAAGGCUUUGAUUCUGUCCAGAGUCCAGACGAAUAAACGAAUGUUUUUUAUACUUCCUCCGUUGCAAUUUAUACUUUAUUUGACUU
This is a messenger RNA of Zea mays, 1134 nucleotides long. Its product is annotated as probable glutathione S-transferase GSTU6. Gene Ontology annotation, cellular component: cytoplasm. Gene Ontology annotation, molecular function: glutathione transferase activity. The coding region runs from base 271 to 969 and encodes 232 amino acids. NCBI's taxonomy places the organism in Eukaryota, Viridiplantae, Streptophyta, Magnoliopsida, Poales, Poaceae. Gene Ontology annotation, biological process: glutathione metabolic process. The record is from RefSeq and is a predicted model, not a curated record. The transcript has 2 exons.